AUGGAGCAAAAGAAGAUCAAGGGCGGGAGGACAAACAAGAGAAUAAUAGCAAGGGUCUCGAUAACAUGCUGCCACAUCCUCAUAUUUCUGGGGUCAUCCGGGUUCGUUCGUGGCCGACGGCCUGCAUGGCCGGAAGGGAAGAACGCUGAUAGGAACAAUUCCGAGACUGGGCACGAGGCGGGACAGAGGAAACGGGUUCCCCAGAAGAAGCCUGGCCUGCUUCCUGGCCCUAUAUUUGCCUGGAGCGAUGGCCACCCUGGCUCUUGCGUGUCGAGCGAUGACGAGCACGGGAAACGUCAGGCUGCCGUGGCGGCCGCCAUUCUUGGCGCAGACCCGAGAGCGCCAUAUCAGAAGACGAGCUCGGGCACACGGCGCAUUCUGCAGCCCCGGGAUGCCACCUUGCACCUCUGUACCUUAGAUAUAGCGCGAGUCUGUCACCUGAGCAGAAGAAGCAGGGUUUGCACCCCUGUCAGGCUGAUCAAGGCGUCUGUCGUUCAAGGGUGA
This is a messenger RNA of Lasiosphaeria miniovina, 504 nucleotides long. RefSeq lists its product as uncharacterized. The transcript is spliced from 5 exons. The record is from RefSeq and is a predicted model, not a curated record. Lineage: Eukaryota; Fungi; Ascomycota; Sordariomycetes; Sordariales; Lasiosphaeriaceae. Bases 1 to 504 code for a protein of 167 amino acids.